CAAAGAGUCCAGAGCCAGUCUUAUUGUUUCGUUAAAUGAAUGCGACCCAAAAGCCACCACCCUUAGCACCUUCUCUCUGGCGCUCUAUAGCCUCCAGCUCCAAAUAGGAGAAGGAUUCUCUUCUUGUCUUCCAGCUUCUUCCUGUAUCCUAAGUUGGUUUUGAUUUGACAAAAUAUCCACACAUAGCUUACCCUUUGUAAAGAACACAAAUUGAUUCUUCCUCUUAUACAUAUUACCACCACCUCCAACCAUCAAAGCUUGAAUUUUGCGGACAAUUUUCUGCUCAUAUACACAGGGUGAAACUUGUAUUGGAGGCAUAGUUUCUCCAUGGGAGAGGCCCCGGCAUUUGUUGUUGAUGAUCUGCAGAAUGGAUAUCAGAAUGGAUUUGGCUUAAAAUAUAAGGACUAUGAAACAGCCAUUACCAUCCACGAUAAGACGUAUGUGAUUGGUGGUAGUGAUGAUGAAUCUUCAUCAUCUAUUGGAGUUCGAAUUUAUGACAAAGCUACUGGGAAUUGGGAAAUUCCAACUGUGCUGGGAACAAAACCUAAACCAUGUAAAAGUCACUCAGCUGUAUCAUUGAGUGAUGAUCGAAUUUUGAUCAUUAAGAAGGGAUCCUCACCAGAUGACUGCAUUUGGUUUCUUGAGGUGGACACUCAAUAUGUUAGGGAGCAGAAAAAAAAUUUGGGGACACAGCUUGUGGCCUGGAGUAAGGGGGUGAGGGGCAAUGUUGAUAAGCCAGUUGUCAUAAGUGGUCCUUCAGGUGUAGGUAAGGGAACAUUAAUAUCAAUGCUCAUGAGGGAAUUCCCAUCCAUGUUUGGAUUUUCCGUAAGCCACACGACACGUGCUCCAAGGGCCAUGGAGAAAGAUGGAGUGCACUACCAUUUCACUGAGAGAAGUGUUAUGGAGAAGGAUAUAAAAGAUGGGAAAUUUCUCGAGUUUGCUUCUGUUCAUGGAAAUCUCUAUGGAACCAGUAUUGAAGCUGUUGAGGCAGUGGCAGAUGCAGGGAAGAGAUGUAUUCUUGACAUUGAUGUUCAAGGGGCGAGAUCUGUGAGAGCUAGCUCUUUGGAAGCAAUUUUCAUCUUCAUCUGUCCACCCUCAAUGGAGGAGCUUGAGAAGAGACUUCGUGCAAGGGGGACUGAGUUGGAGGAGCAGAUCCUUAAGCGACUUCGAAAUUCAGAGGCAGAGGUGGAACAAGGAAAUUCAUCAGGCAUCUUUGAUCACAUUUUGUAUAACGAUAAACUUGAAGAGUGCUAUGAGAACCUCAAGAAACUCUUGGGGCUUGAUGGAAAUACAGUAGCCACCCAGAAAUCAUCAUCUGAAGGGCUUAAUCUGCCUUGGGACCAUUCAGUAUCCAAGACUGAUAAUAAGAUCAUCAUAAAUUGUGGAACUCCAGAACUAGAGAAAGCAUCAAAAAGCUUGAUUGUUUUGGAUGUAUCCUCACUCAAGGGAGGGGCACCUGGACGGACAAGAGGGCUUGACGUGUAUGCCAUUGACUCAUUUUCAGAUGGAUUGAAUGGGAUCGACUCAUUUUCAGAUGGAUUGAAUGGGAUCUAUCAGCCUAGCUAAAAACUUGAGCCCUCCCUCAUUGAUUCUAACUUGGUUUCUCAAGUUCAUAAUUUUCUUCAAUCUUUGCUUAUAUAACUAAGAAAGGGAAAGGUGACAAAAAGCUCUAGAUUGGACUUGGCGUAAUAAUCGCAUAUCUUGUUUCUGGGUUCUUGUUGUUUCUAUUUUUUCAAUCAUUCUUUGCCUCUUUUUAGAAAAAAGGAGAUGACUUGGAUUAGCAUUUGAACAAAUGUCAUUUGUCUUACUGAGCAUUGAGAGAUGAUUUAUAAUUUGUGCGGCAAAAUAAAGUGAUCAUCGGUCAGCUUCCAUGUGUUUA
This is a messenger RNA of Hevea brasiliensis (rubber tree), 1879 nucleotides long. Its product is annotated as guanylate kinase 2. The coding region runs from base 328 to 1566 and encodes 412 amino acids. Gene Ontology annotation, molecular function: GMP kinase activity; protein binding. Gene Ontology annotation, biological process: purine nucleotide metabolic process. Gene Ontology annotation, cellular component: cytosol. The record is from RefSeq and is a predicted model, not a curated record. The transcript has 11 exons. Lineage: Eukaryota; Viridiplantae; Streptophyta; Magnoliopsida; Malpighiales; Euphorbiaceae.